AUGCGGUCAUUCUUUGUUUCUGACCAUGUCGCCCUCAAACGAGAUGUCUCCAUUUACGGUCUCGUCCGCGCCACUUCCAAUGAUCCUGCCGCCUUUUACGCGACAAGCGACGUGAUUGUAGCUCAUGGCUAUGUCCCGGCUAAUGUCCUUGACGAAUUUCUCACCACUUCCGUCCCCCCGAAUGGAUAUGUCUACGUCGAAUUUGCUCACGCCGCGGCAGUGUGUUCCCUUGUCGGUGUGGAUGACAUUGUCCUCGUCAGUCGAGCCUUCAAGUUGGGCGACAGUGUCAAGCAAGAUGGAAGCCCCCUGACGGGUACGGUUGUCAAUAUUUCGGAAACUUACAUCCUUGAACCUGUCUUCCCGAGUGACUACCCGCCGUGGCGGAACUGCACGCAAGAGUGUCCGUCAACCUUACCCGAGCACUUCACCCAUCCCAAUCCACACGUCCUCCUUUACGAUGUCCCUGCAAGAGAAGUCACAAGAGCACAGGAUGUCAUUCCAGAGGAUUGUAUAAUACGUCGCAAAUGGCCUGGAGAGGUGGAAUACGCCGAGUACGACACUGUGGUGAUGCUGGCCGACUUCUCCAUCGCAGUCAUCUCCAAUUCUGUCGGCCUGCGUAUGCCUAUAGCCCACGGUGAGAUGCCUCUCAUUACAUCUCCUGAGCUCGGCGGCCUCUUGCCGCCUGGUAUGCUGGCAUCGACUCACGGCUGGCCAAACACUAUUCCUGUAUCACACCCACGACGGGGUGACUUUGUCAUCGUGGAUCGUCCUCAACUGCGGAACGCAACAUGGUUAUGUGGCUCCUACGAUCCGAAGGUCCCUUCUGAAGGCAUCGUCCUUGAUUGUCGAGCUCAUGAGGUCACAGUCGAUUGGAUCUCCGGCAAAACUCGGCGAGGAGACACAUCCUACGCUGCGUUGGUGCCCGAGGAGACGAUAUCUAUCUACAAGGACAUCCAGACUUUCCGUGGGUUUCCAGAGAUGCGCACGAAGAAGGAUGUCAUUAUCUAUGACGCUGGCAGAAUGCCUGUCGAGUCCUUUCGUCACAACGAACACGGCAUCGAAACUGGAUCUGCCCAUGCUCAGGCACUCCCUCCCGAACCCCACUAUCUCCGAGAACUUUACUCAGGGCAGGAGCUGGAAGUUGGCAUGCGGGUCAAGUUCCGCGAUCUUUCGGCAGCUGCGGUAAAAUAUCAAGGGAUCGAGGGGUCCACACAUGGCAUGCUUCACCGGGUGACCAAACAUGCAUCUGGUGAUUGGAAUCUGGAUGAGUAUAAGAUUGUUUUCAUGCAACAGUCUGCUACUGUCAUGUGGCAAGACGGAAGCGUCGUCACGGUUAAUUCAACGUCCCUGACAGACUUUGCCCUCUUCGAAGCUGACAUUCUCCCUACGGACAUUGUGUUCAAACGAGAAGGGAUGCGGCAAAGACCACUUGACCAGAAAGGGGAGGCAGGCGGUGCACCAAAAGACUUCGACGAGAUGGCAUUCUUUGAGCGGCCCCAUGAUUUGCUCCCUGCCGCUGUGGGCGUGGUCCAGUCAGUUGAUCCCAUCGAGAAGGUCGCUCGUGUGCGGUGGUUCAAAGAACCUAAGAUUGAAAUUCUCGCACCAAGCCUGGUUCUAGCACCGAGCUCUCGAUUCGGUGCCAUAGGAGAUGAGAUUGAAGAUGUGUCUCUCUUCGAAAUCAUGGCAUUCCCCUCGUUGUUCAGUCAACGAGGUGAUAUUUGUUUCAUUACAGCUCCGGGUCAGCUCAAACUCGCACAUGACGUGCUUUCCGAAUCCUCCCUGCCAGAUCACACCAGGAUAGGCUCGACGUCUUCGCACGGUCCAGGUUCCGGCACCAAUAAACGCAUUCGGCUGGAGCAUUCUCAGGCAUCGCCUUUGGCAACGAGAACCAGUACAGAACAACAUCCGAAUCCAGCGGAGUCCCCGCCAUCUGUCUGGAUUGGCCAGGUUGUGGCGCUGGGACUCGAUGGCCUCGUUAGGGUUCGUUUAGGAACAUCGGAGCCUUGUCGAGACGUGUUCGUCGAUGCCGACUCGGUUCUUACAGUUUUCAGCAGCCGGUCGGUAUCGCCAGGCGAUUUCUCGACAGAUGACGGUCCCGUGGACGUAGGCUCUUUGAGUGGUUGGAGUGGAGUUGACCCCACCUUUAAUCUAGACUUUCCGCGGCCCAUAUCGCAAACCGUGGAGUACGAAGGCGGGGAACGUCUCGACAAUGACAGCGGCGAUGAGAAUUGGGUGUCUGACGAGGACGUGGCAUUCGAGGACGCCGAAGAAGUCUUACACGGCAAAGACAGAGAUCGGGAAAGGGUGGACAGUGGCGAGCAGCAAGGCGAUACAACGGAGCCACGACCGUUAUUGUUUCAACUAGAGGAAGUGUCAGGAUCGGAACGGCCUGCGCAGUUUCUUGUGCUUGAUCGGCUGCCUCCGUCUGAUCAGUUCGGACUUCAUACUGCACCGCCAGAGCUAAGCCUCAAACGUCUCGUCAAAGAACACCAGAUAUUGGCCAUGUCACUCCCGGAAGGUGAGAUCUAUGUACGCACAUAUGAGAGUCGAAUGGAUCUCUUGCGCUGCCUCAUUAUCGGUCCGAGAGAUACGCCCUAUGAAAAUGCGCCGUUCUUGAUCGACUUACAAUUACCUGCCAAGUUUCCGGAAGAGCCGCCCGUGGCCCAUUUCCACAGUUGGACCGGUGGACUUGGUCGUAUCAAUCCGAACCUUUACGAAGAAGGCAAGGUUUGUUUGAGCCUGUUGGGGACCUGGUCCGGGGAAAACGAGAGCGAGAAAUGGAGCAACAAGGCAACAUUGCUUCAGGUGCUCGUCUCCUUGCAAGGCUUGGUGCUGGUGAAGAGACCCUUUUACAACGAGGCAGGAUUCGAAGGAUAUGAGCAUGACAAGGCAUAUGCAAGGGAAUCGGACUCGUACAGUGAAAAGGUCUUCGCCAUGUCUAGGCGAUUUGUGAAAAGCGCUUUGCUCCGCCCGCCGGGUGGGCUGGAAGACAUACUCGCUUGGUUAUAUCUGCCGCAUGUUAUGUCGGAUCCGAGCAAAUGCCUACUUGGCAACGUCAUUGAGCGAGGAAACCUACUGUUACAGAGAUCUGAAGAGGCUCGAACGAAUCAAGAUGACUCGUUGGUCGACUCGGCAGGAUCAAAGGACGACGAGACCAGAGUGUUUUUGAAGCCACUGAGUCGUGGCGCGGCUUCUAUGCUGAGAAGAUUGAUUGGUGAAUUGCAGGCACAUCUUGACCGGGUUUCGGCGGAGAAGACGACGAGACAAUGUGAUGAUGACGAUGACAAUGAUGACGAAAAAUGA
Messenger RNA from Fonsecaea nubica, 3303 nucleotides. RefSeq lists its product as hypothetical. NCBI's taxonomy places the organism in Eukaryota, Fungi, Ascomycota, Eurotiomycetes, Chaetothyriales, Herpotrichiellaceae. The record is from RefSeq and is a predicted model, not a curated record. The coding region runs from base 1 to 3303 and encodes 1100 amino acids. The transcript has a single exon.